ACAUAGUGCACUUCUUCACAGUUCAAAACUGUAUAACUUGAUCUUCACAUCUAGCGCAUACUAUAAGUGUCACAUGUUUCAAUUUACAUUCUAUCGCUAGUUUUAUAGACUACUUGAUUUCCAUCAGAAACAAGUAAAUACUGUAACAGAUUCUUAAUUGAUAGUAGGUGAUAAUCUAAGGAUUUAAUCAUUCAUGGAUUUAAUAUGUGACGUGCAGAGUUGUUGUUUUUUUUUCUGCGAUAUUGGAUGCAAUAAGUAAUUUGAAUGAAUUUGAAUUUCACUACAUGAUUUUAAAUAUAUAUUCAGAAAUGAUUGGAUUAUUGUGAGAAUCUAUUUUCAUCUAUUUUUAUCUGAUUGAAUAAAUUAAAGAAGAAUGCCAGGCUAUUUACUGAGCCUACUGGUAAGCCUGGUAUUAAGAUCGGUGUGGAGUGUGGAAAUUUCAAUGACAGAUACAGCAAUCUCAGUCCAAGAAGGAGACUAUUUUAAUGUUCGGAUCACCAUAUUUGGCAGCAGUCCCACACCGUUUAAUAUCAUUGUUGAAGUUGAAAAUGAUUUGGGUGGAGACUUUGUUGGUGUUACACAAGUUGCCAGUGUUCCAGCAGGAGUGACAGGUGGGACAAAUGUUGUAUUCUCUGCCAAAGCAGAUGGCAUUCCUGAAGAUGAUGAAUUGUUCUACAUGCGUCUGUAUGCACUUGACCCCUCCAUUCUUGUUUCCUCCCCCAAUAGAUUGGCUGUAACUGUCAAAGCUAAUGAUAAUGCUUUUGGAGUGUUUUCAAUUUCUGAGGUAUCACCAAUAAUAGCAUAUGAAAGCUUGUAUACUACAGUUACAAGAGUAAAGGUCCAGCGAACAGUGUCUUUUUUUCGAUCUGUUAUAGUAUUUUUCAUGUUAAACUCUACCUCUGAUGCUGCUGUUAUUCAAGGUGACAUUGCUCCUGCUUCUGGAUUUAUCAAAUUUCAACCUCAGCAGACUGAAGGCAACAUUGAGCUACAAAUUAUUGCUGAUAAUAUUCCAGAAAACCAAGAAAGUUUUUUUGUAAUCAUUACCUCAGCUUAUGAAGAGACCUCACAGGCUGGGGUUCUAGUCAAUUCUUCUUCAGUGGAACUAAUCAUUGCUGCUAAUGAUGCACCAAUAAGGUUUUCUAAUGCCGAAUAUCGUUAUGAAGAGGGUCCUGGAGACAUAAGCUACAAUAUAUCAGUAACAAGAGGUUUCAUGGCAGAUGGCUCAGCGAUAGGGCCAAUCAACAAUGUGGUCACUGUGGAGUAUACAUUUCUGAGUGGUACAGCAAUGCUUGGAGAGGAUUUCACUGGUACCAACGGUGUACUUAUGUUUGGUCCAGGAGAGACAGUUAAAACAUUUACUCUUGUGAUCAUUGAUGACACAGUACCUGAAACUCAAGAAAGCUUUAGCAUAAAGCUUGUUAUAACUAGGGGGGAUGCAGUUUUUUAUCCAGAAAGCUCAAAUACAGCCACCAUCUUCAUUGGCGCCAAUGAUAAUCCAAGUGGAACUAUAAGUUUCAAGCCCGAUCCUGGAGGAGGAUCUCCUACUCUACAAGUGAAUGAAGAUUCAUUUGUCACAGUGCAGUUUGUGGUUCAGCGCAUAGGAGGAACAUUUGGAAACAUCAGUGCUGAUUGGUAUGUCGAUAGGGAUUCUGGCAAUGUAGACCCUAUUACAAAUGAUGUUGGACCUAGUAAAGGAAGGUUAGACUUUAGAGAAGGACAAAAUCAAUCAGUUAUUGAGCUUACAAUAGUUCAAGACAAUGACCCAGAACCUUCAGAGUUGUUCACCAUCACUUUGUAUGCUCCCAAUAGCGUGAUACGGCUGCCAGGGAACUCACUGGCUAGAUUGUUAAUAGAAGACAGUGAUAAUUAUUAUGGCACUGUUGAGUUUGGACCAAGUAAUGACCACAGACUGUUUACUAAUCAAAGUGGUCGGCUUCUACAGUUGUCACUGACCAGAUCUGGUGGACGGUUUGCAGAUUUAUAUAUCAACAUAACUGUCUCUUACAGUGAUGCAUACAUAAAAAAUCCUGAAGAAGCCUUUGUUCAGUCAACAAGAAGAGCCAUAUUGCCCAAUGGAGAAGAUCCUGUUAAAAUUUCAUUUCAACUUAAUCCCUCAACAUUUCUUGUUAUUGGUGGAGAGUUUAAAGCAACUAUCAUUGAUCUGGGGCUUAAUUCAGCAUCAAGGUAUGGUGCUUUUAAUAGCCCAAGAAUAGGAACACGUAGACAAAUAUCCACUGUGGUAUCUUCAUUAGAAGCCAAUGGUGAAACAGGAUUUUUUAAUGUCACUAAUCAGGUAGUGGAUGAACCAUCUUCAGGUGUGUUGCAGGUUGGACUUUUGGUAAGCCGUGAAGGCUUAAGUGGUAGAGCUGUAGUUAGUUGGUCCUUGUCUGGUACAGAUGUAACGUCAGAUGAUGUGAGUGCAUUUCAAGGAACAGUUGUUUUAGAAUCAGGCACGUCAUCUGUUAUGCUGAACAUUGGGAUUAAAGCUGAUGACAUUCCAGAGCUAGAUGAGUUCAUAAUGGUUAGGCUUGACUCCAUUGAGCCCAAUGAUACUCAGCGACUUCGACCAGGCCUGACCAGUGUUACUAUCACUGUCAGAGCUAAUGACAACCCUGGUGGAAUACUGCAGUUUUCACAGUCAAAAAUGAAUUUGUCAUAUUCAGUUCGUGAAGGCGUUGAGGCAGUCAAUGUUGUGGUAGAACGGUUAGGUGGUGCUCUGCAAGAAACAUCUGUCCAGUAUUCCAUAGAGCCCAAUGGCACAUCUGAGUUUUUUGGUGCCAUUAAUAUUUUAGUAUUCCGUCCAGGAGUCAGGGAAAUGAGCUCCACAUUUUUAGCCAAGAAAGAUGGCAUUCCAGAGUUGGAUGAAACAUUCACUCUCUUCUUGACCCUUGUUGGUAAUGCUCAAGCUGUCAUUGGUAACAGAAGCAGAAUUGCUGUUACUAUAUUAGAAAAUGAUAAUCCAUAUGGAGUGAUUCGGUUUUUCACAGAUCCAACUAUAAUUUAUACAGACGAAGGUCAGCCAGGUGAGCAGCUAAAUGUUACUAUUCCUGUCCAGCGAGAUUAUGGCACAUUUAGCAGGGUCUCUGUGGCCUGGAGGAUCACACCCAGUCCACAGUUUGACCUAACUCCUUCAUCUGGGACUCUUGUUUUUGAGGCAGGCCAGUCCCAGCAAUACAUCAUUCUGAAUGUAGUCAAUGAUGAUAUACCAGAGCUAGAUGAAACCUAUGCUGUACAAAUGUCAUCUCCUGAUAAUAAAGCAGUGGCUGGUAUACCAAUGGUUGCAACUAUAGUUAUUCUAGAGAAUGACAACCCAGUGGAAUUUGCACAGCCACUUGUUUAUGCCAUUGAGCCACAAACCAUCACAUUAACUUUAUCAAGGCAAGGAAGAAUUGACAAAGAAUCUCGUGUUCAUUACCGCACACUGGAUGGUUCAGCUUCCUCUGUGGAGAAAGACUAUCUCCCCAUUCUGGUGACUGAGCUAGUGUUUGCUGUAAACCAAAGGGAGAGAACUAUACAGGUUAUUGUUCUUGAUGAUGAUCUGCCAGAACAAAAUGAGACAUUUUAUGUUCAGCUGUUUGAUGUUUCAGGUGACUUGAUCGUGACGAAGAACUCCACUGCCACUAUAGUCAUUUUGGCUAAUGAUGAUGCUUAUGGAGUAUUUAAUUUUUCUCAGCCUCCAGAUACACAAAUUGAGGAAGGGAGCACAUUUAACUUUGAGGUCGUUCGAAGUAGAGGAAACUUUGAAUCUGUUCGUGUUUACUGGGAACUGAGGUCUCUCUCAAAUGUCUUGCUUCUCUCUGGCCAAGAUUUCAAUAUGACUAAAGGACAAAUAGAUUUUUCUAGCCAAGAGAACAAAAGAUUUCUCCCCAUCACACCUUUGGCUGAUGGUAUACCAGAACCAGCCGAGCAGUUUCUGCUGACAUUGACUCGAGUUGAAGUCUUGUCAGGAAUAACGAGUGGAGGUUUGGCAUCGCUAGCCAAGUCAGGACUGGUUGUUACUGUCCAGGUGGCUGCCAGUGAUGAUCCUAAUGGUCGCUUAGCCUUUGCUUCAUUCUCUAGAGAGCUUAGUGUUGCUGAGGAUUUUUAUCCUGGAAAUGAAGCCAGCACAAGGGCUACUUUUGUGGUGGAAAGGAGGCAGGGGAAUCAGAACUUGAUCAAAGUACUUUGGGAAGUGUACUCUGACCAACUGGGAAGCAACAUUCCUACAACAUAUGAUCUCCUUUUCAGUGGUCAGUGGCCAAGCAGCAUGAUUCUUGUGAACCCUGUGAGCAUUCCUCAAAGACAAGGCACCACAACACCCAUAGCUUAUUUCAAUGGUGCCUCAGUAAACUUCAUUACAGUGAGUUCAGUUGAUGAACCUGCACUGGCAACAUUGUCAGCUGAUUUCUCUUUAUCUGCCUGGGUUUUGCCCAAUGCCAACACAAAUGGCUACAUUCUGUCCAGAUGUACAAGUGAUGGAGGCACUCAUUAUUACAGUCUUAAACUGGUACUUACAGCUACAAGUACAACAAUACAGCUAAGAUUGUCAACUAGAGUGCAGACCAACCAGUUACUUUCUGUAGACUCAACAACCCUCAUAAGUGAUGGUAGCUGGCACCAUAUCCUGGUAGCUGUGCUUAGCAACUCUGUCAACUUUUACUUGGAUGGCAAACGGAUUGGAUCAAUACCAAUAGUUGACUCACCACAGCUAGAAGGUCCUGGAUUACUUCUUGUUGGAUCUAGACCCCCUGGCAUUGAAAUGUUCACUGGUUACAUGCAGGAUGUUCGGAUCAUGAUGAGAGGAUUUGAAGAUGGGACUGUCAGAGAAUUAUUUUUGAUGAUGUCUUCAAAAGAUGUCACUCCUAUAUCAGGAGUUAUGACAUACAACACUGGAGAGAUUCUACAAAACUUCACUGUUGCCUCCAUCCAGGAUAUUGAAGAGGAGGGCAGAGAGGUGUUUGUUGUUCUUUUGAUUGACACAACAGGUGGAGCAACUCUGUCUACAACUGAUGCACGCACAACUUUAACCGUUCAAAAGAGUGAUUAUGCUAAUGGUCUGUUCAGCCUUGUUGACUGCAGCCCAUCAAGAAUAUUGUAUGAAAACACAACAGUCACUUGUAGUAUACAGCGCUCUCGAGGAGAUGAUGGUACUGUGUCCGUAAGCUGGGUGGUGAAUCAAGUUUUGGGUUCAACCCAACAGCAAGCUAGCAGUGAUUUUGACAACAGCAUUGGGAUGGUUGUGUUUUUACCAGGAGAGAGAAUCAAGACAUUUGAAAUCAUUGUGAGAGAUGAUAACUUACCAGAACUGGAUGAAUCUUUUGUAGUUUCUUUAGUGGUGGCAGUAUCUGAUGAUGGAUUGAUAGGCUCUACUAACACCAGUGGUGCUGUACUGGAUAGCUCUGCUUUGAACAAGCCAUUGACCAUUACAGAAAAUGAUUAUCCUUAUGGAUACUUGCAGUUUUCAAAUCAACUUGGUGCUGUUCCAGCAGCGGACAUAUUGAUUCCUCCCACCACAUCUUUGAUUCAGGUCAGUGUGAAGGAAGAAGGUGGAUUGGUCCCAUUAGUUGUUCUGAGGGCACAAGGCACUAUAGGCACCAUCAGAGCAGAUUGGAGAACCAAGGAUAUCACAGCACUAAGUGAAGGCAAAUCUCCACCUGAUUAUGUGGGUGGUGUUGGGAGUGUUGUCAUGGGUCCUAGUAUUAACUUUGCUUGGAUUAACAUCACAGUCAUUGAUAACACAAUCCCUGAAGCUGCCAAAACAUUUGAAGUGGAACUCUUCAGCCCAACAGGUGGGGCUGUCCUGAGCCCUGGCUCUAACAAAGUGCAAGUCACUAUUCAAGCUUCUGAUGGUGCUUUUGGUUUCUAUCAAUUUGAUGACAGUUACCUCAACAUGAAUGUGAAUGAAGAAGGUGAUGAUGGUUAUAAUGUAGCAAAGCUGCAGGUCAAUAGACUAAAUGGAACAAUUGGAAUUUCUAAAGUGGCAUGGGAAGUUCAGGAAGACUUAAGUGAUGGCAUUGACAUUAUCAAUCAAAAUGGCACAUUGACUUUUCAACCUGAUCAGAGAACAGGAUUUAUUGAGCUACAAGUGAAAGGGGAAACAAUUCCUGAGUUGGAUGAGACUGUCAUUGUUAAGUUGACUCAGGUUCUUGGGGGUGACCUGGGAGAUUCACUGCGGCGUACUGCUAGAAUAACCAUACUUGCCAAUGAUGAUCCUUAUGGUAAAUUUGUUAUCAUGUCUGCCUUUAGACCAAUCAAAGUGAUAGAGACUUUACAAGAUGUUAAUAUAACUGUCCAGAGACUUGGAGGUCAGUUUGGCUCAGUUCAAGUAGACUUUACAUCACUGGGCCCUAAUGAGAGGUAUAACUUUUUGCCAAGUACUGCAGUUAGAGCUGAUCUAAAUGACUUUGUGGGCAAUCAAGGUACCUUAAGCUUUGGCCCAAACCAAGAGUUAGCUCAAUUUAAAAUACAAAUUUUGGAUGACCAAAUACCUGAAGAGGAUGAAAGUGUGUUUGUUCGAUUGACAGCAACUAGACUUGUGCAGGCAGCACAAAUUAAUGCAAUUCCCAACUCUCCAACUCUGGGUCAGAAUUCUGAGACCUAUGGUCAGAUAAUCAUUUUAGCCAAUGAUGAUGCUAAUGGAAGACUUCAGUUAUUUCCACCUAAUGUGUCUGUGUCCGAGUCUGUUGGUCAAAUCCCUGUCAAUGUGACUAGAACUGGAGGAACCUUUGGUGAGGUGUCUGUCAUCUUUCGAGUUAUAGAUGGCUCUGCUGUAGUAAAUCAAGACUUUAUUGUGCUGUCUAGUGUAGUGAUUCUGCCACCAGGAGUGACAAGCAGGCUGUUAGAUAUUCAGAUCAUAGAUGAUAUCAUCCCUGAGAGAGCUGAGUAUUUCACGAUUGAGCUGCAGGAUUCGGCCAAGGGUGGUGCAGUACUUGGAGAUCAGAGGACCUCAGUGGUUACCAUUCUACCUUCAGAUGACCCUAAUGGAGUGUUUGCCUUUGGAGCUCAAGGUCUGAAGGUUUUAGAGUUGGACCAGGCUUAUACAGUUAACAUAACUGUUCUUAGGAUUGGAGGUUCUAUGGAUACAGCAACUGUUUCCUGGGAAGCCAGACUCAAUGGUGUGCCAGCUUCAGAUGACAUCUCUCCAAGUUCUGGUUCUAUCUCAUUCGUCACAAAUGAGGUUAUCAGAAGCAUCACAAUCAGAAUUUUACCAGAUGAUAUUCCAGAAGGCGAUGAGGACAUAGUUAUCACACUAACCAAUGUGACCAAUGGAGCUCGGAUAGGGGAACAGAAAACCUACAUACUUACUAUAUUAGCCAAUGAUAGUCCACACGGUACAGUGCAACUCUCUUCCUCUACUAUUGUGAUUGCUGAGGACCCUGCUGAGGGAACUCAGUCUGCUUCAGUAGUCAGAAGUGGUGGUACCUUUGGUGCAGUCAGAGUUUACUAUUCAACUAGUGCAAUGUCAUUAUUAGAACUUAAUGCACUCUCUGGGGGAAAUGUGUUGACACUCUUCCUGCCACCAAUAGCAGGAUUGCCAUCUUCUUUGUCAGGGAAUGUGCUGAAUGUUACACAGGCCAAUGAUACCCUUCAGGCUUGUGCCACCUAUUGUGCCCAAGAGUCCAGCUGUGUUAGUUUUAUGUAUCAACAAACUUUGGCAUCAAUCUCCUGUCUCUGGUAUACAAGCACAUUUUCAUCAGGAUCCCUACAACAAGGCCUCAAUGCUAAUUUCUAUGAAAAAGAUGUCAGCAGGAUGUCCCAACUGCGAUUGAAUUUAGCCACAGCUGGAGCUGAUUUUACUGUAGUUACUCGUAUGUCCAUUGUGCUACAAGAUGGACAAACCACUGGAUUAAUACAGCUUCCCAUUAUCAAUGAUAACAUUCCUGAAUUGGAUGAACAGUUUUUUCUAACCUUAGUGGAUGCUGAAGUGGUCAACAGCACCACAGAUGUGACUGAUAGUCCUCUGCUGGGGAGUCUACUGAAAGCCUCUAUAGUGAUCGCUGCUAGUGACAAUGCCUUUGGCCAAUUUGUUGUGUUGAAUCCAUCAGAUCCCUCUAGCAGAGUGGUUCAGGUUCCAGAGAUCAACAAACUGGCUGUUGACUUAGUUGUGGAACGACAAGGUGGAACAUAUGGCAAUGUUUCAAUAGAAUGGAGCAUUAGUCUUGUAAACAGAACAGCAACCUAUGGGGAGGAUUACAUAGCAGAUGGAGCAACACUUUUAUUUCUAGCUGGACAAAAUAGAAGAGUGAUUACUCUGACUAUACUUGAUGAUGCAAUACCCGAAGAGAAUGAAGAGUUAACAGUCAUCAUUGCUAAUCCAAGAGGUGGUGCAACUUUAAGCAACUUGAGUUCUAUCAAAGUUGUAAUUUUGGCCAACGACAAUGUAGCAGGAGUUUUAUCAUUUGAUAAAUCAUCAGCGCUAGUUAAUGAAGGUGAUGUUCUGCAGCUCAGGGUAAAAAGAACAAAUCCUGCUCAUGGUACUGUUACAGCUCAGUGGAUCAUCCAAGCUAAGAUUGGUGUAACUGUCAGCACUGGUUUCUCCCAGUACACUGGAAUACUGACUUUCAUACCAUUUGAAACAGAGAAGAUCUUAAACUUGACAAUAUUGGCUGACAGCACACCAAAGGAAGAUAGAGAAUACACUCUAAGUAUUCAAAAUAUAACAACAGAUGGUGUUGCUCCUACUGGUUGGGCAGCAGUUGACCCUCAGCUGGGUUCAGUGUUGAUUACUAUAGCAGGCAACAAUGACCCUAAUGGAGUAUUUCAGUUGUCUUCUUCCUCUUUGGACUUGAGAGUACAAGAGAAUGUGGGAACUGCAAGGUUGUUAGUGGAUCGGAAAUUUGGUUCUAUUGGCAGUGUGAAUUUGUCCUAUGAAGUCAUUCAAGGCUCACUUAAACCACUUGGUACUCACAGAAAUUUGGCCAAUAUGGGUCAAGACUUUAUUGGCAUUUCACCUGGUUUUUUAAUUAUUGGCAAUGGAGAAACAUUUGGCUACAUCAAUGUCACAGUGUUUGAUGAUGAUGUCCCUGAAAUAGAUGAGGUUUUUAUUGUUCGUCUGAUUGGCGUUUCCUUAAUGAAUUCUACCAAGAGCACUUUAUUACCAAGGCUAGCAAGCAAUAGUACACAGACAGAAGUGACUAUAGCAGCUAAUGAUGGAGCACAAGGCAUAUUUCAGUUUGCUACAGACUCUCAAAUUGUGACUGUGAGUGAACAAGGUCAGACCAUAGCUCUGACUAUUGUAAGAGGGAAUGGAACAUUUGGUCAAGUUUCUUUAUUUGUUUAUAGUCAGCCAGUCACACCAUCAACCAUACUAGGAGUAGACUACAACAUGUCUUCUGGUGAAAUAAUUUUCCAGGAAGGUGAAUCCAGAAACUCUGUAAUGAUCACCAUUAUAGAUGAUAAUGAACCGGAGCCUGAUGAAACAUUUGAAGUAAUUCUGGCCAAUCCAAGCAAUGGAGCCUUACUAGGCCAGGCUUCCAGGGCUAGGGUUACAAUAUUAGCUAAUGAUGUGUCUGGUGGUCUUAUUUCUUUCUCCACCUCUGAGCCUUGCCAUCUAAGGGAGGCGACUGCUGAGGACUCUUCAUUUUCUAAGGCUGAGAUUUUAGUGAGUCGAACUCUUGGAACAUUUGGAGUUGUAUCUGUGCCUUUCAUCAUAACAUCUUCAGAUGGACAGUUAACUACUGAUGUGAUUCCUGCCAAUGGCUCUAUCUUCUUCUCUGAUAGACAGGCGGCAGCAGUACUGACUUUAGAGGCAGUGAAUGAUGAAGAACCUGAACUAGCAGAGAACUUCACUCUCACACUACUCACUCCAUCCAAUGGGGCAAUCUUAGGAAACAUUACAACAAAGGCUAUCAAUAUUGAUCAGAGUGAUUCCCCUUGGGGUUUGCUACAAAUUUAUCCUUCUAUUACAGGAUUGACUAGCAUUGCAACAGAGGAGAUCUUUACCACACUAAGCCUGGAUGUUGUUAGAAGUAAGGGUACACUGGGAAAGGUGACGGUGAAAGUGGUCACCAUCCCUGGCAGUGCAACAGCUACUACUAAUAUCAGCAGGGUGGUUUUAGCCCCAAUAGCUGAAGUGCUGGGUGCCUCUGUGUCUGAUUGGUACCAAUUUUUGGUAGGAGGUACAGAUUAUAUACUUAUGUUGACCUCUCUACCAGAUGAUAUACAAUUGAAUACUUAUGUGACUAAUGGAUCAAUACUUGGUGCUGGACAAUCUGUUCUGUAUAAGUGGCAGGGGCAGAUGACUUAUCUAUCAACUUUAUCUACCAAUGGUGCAACAGCUGCAACAUCUUUUACUAUUUCCAACAUAACAUACUUAGUGGUGGCCAAUGGUGGCAGAGAGGGAAAGCGACAGGUCUCCACCAAUGUAUACAAAGUCUCAGGACAAGGAACAUUGCAAAUAAUUCAAAGUUUAUCUACAAGUGGAGCCAGUGAUGUUGAAUAUUUCCAGUUGAACUCUCGACAUUUUAUUUUUGUGACCAAUGCACUGGAUAACAUUUCCAAGUCUGACAUCAGUAGUUAUUUGUAUGAAUGGGAUCUCAAUACAGCUCAAUUUAACAGUGCACCAAGGCAGAUAAUUAGCACACUCUAUGCCAAGUCAGUUACAAGCUUCAACAUAUAUGGACAGAUUUAUUUAGCAGUUGCCAACUACUAUGACAGAACUAUUGGAUCUUAUGAAAUCAGCUCCAUAGUUUAUCGUUUAGAUGCUACUUUUAAUCUGAUACAACAUCAGCGUAUUACCACACAAGGUGCUGUCAGCUUAGCAUACUUGGAAGUCACUGGCUUUAGUUUCCUGGUUAUUGCCAAUUACAGACAAAAUGUUAUAGCUUCACCACAGGACUCUGUUGUCUACAGAUGGGACUAUGUGGCUCAACAGUUUGUUUUGCAUCAAAUUAUUCCUACAACAAGAGCCUUAAAAGUUUCUUCUGUUAUUUCAAGUCAGGGCUCAGUUCUUCUAGUCUUUGCCAAUGAACUAGGAAACUCAGAAAUUUUUAUUUGGGAUGUUCCGAGUAAUACUUUCAAGUCAGUUUGGAAGGGAAGCACUUAUUUGAACUUAAAGCCCAUCACAAUUAAACAACCUGAUGUGAAUUUAGUCAUGUUGGCUUCAUCAGAAUUGACCAGAGAGACCAAGCCAACAAUGUUUCAAAUUGCCCAGUUAGCCAAUAAUAGUGACUAUAUGCCAAGACAGGUAACAAUGUCCUUUGAGCCAGGACAGACACUGCUUCGUACAUCUGUGGCUGUACUGUUGGAUGACAUUCCAGAAGAUACUGAGAGUUUCACAGUGUCUUUGGUCUCACCAACAGGUGGAGCUGAAUUAGGACAAAACAACACAGUCAGAGUGGAUAUAUUGGCAAAUGAUGAUGCUUAUGGAAUAAUUGAGUUUUCACCUGAUUCCUUGACUUUGACUGCAGAAGAAAAAGAAGGCAAAGAUACACCAGUCAGUCUGGUUGUCCUGAGACGACGAGGAUUCUCAGGUUAUGUUAGUGUUGCUUGGCAAGCUACUGGAAAUCAGAAUGGAGUUGGUGAUCUGACUCCUCUUUCUGGACAGGUGGACUUUGCUAGUGGUCAGUCUGUGGCAACCAUUACUUUAACAGUGCGAGAUGACCAAGAACCAGAGUUAGAUGAAGAUACUUACAUAACUCUAACUCAGAUACUGAAUGCUGGAACAGCAGAUCCUAAUAAAGGAGCAAAACUAGGUGAGAAAGUUGUAGCUAAACUAACUGUGUUGGCAAACGAUUCUCCCUAUGGGGUUGUUGCUUGGGAGAAGACUCUUGUUACAGUUCAAGAACCAGACAAAAGUGACACCAGUGUUCAGCUUGGUGUUGUGCGUGAACAAGGUCUUAACAUGACCAUCAGAGUUUAUUAUGUAACCUCCAUAGCUAGCCAGUUGAAUCCACUUGAACAGGCCACACCUGGGCAAGAUUUUGUGAUGACCCAAGGCUAUGUGGAGAUGACCAGUGGGACAUCUAGAACUGUGGUCUCUGUAGUUAUUAAAGCAGAUGACCUGCCUGAAGGGCCUGAAACAUUUUUAGUAAACCUGACAUCUGUUUCACUACUAACCAAUAGCCAGAUCCUUGCAGGAGGGCCAAGUAUUGCUAUUGGUAGAAAUAUCAUUCAGGUUGUCAUCGCUGAAAAUGAUAAUGCUCAAGGCCUUGUGGAGUUCAGUGUCAAAACAAAUAAUGAAGGUCGUGUGGAUGUCUAUGAAGAAUAUGGUCGCAAUGUGACCAUAGAGCUAGCACUGAGUAGACUAAUUGGAUACUUUGGGUCACUGACUGUCACCUGGCAGACUGAUCCAAGAGAAGCAGGUUUACAAGACUACUCACCAGCUAGUGGCACUGUCCAGUUUAAUGACCAACAGAAAAACGCCAGCAUUUUUAUUGUCAUUAUUGAUGACACAAUACCAGAAAAUUUAGAGACCUUUGAUGUCAAACUAAUUGGCAUAACUGGGAAUGCUCAGCUGGGUACCUUUCGCCAAGUUAGAGUUGGCAUCUUGAAAAAUGAUUCACCUACUGGGUUAUUUAGAUUUGCCACAACGCAGGUAACCACUCAAGAAGGUUAUAACAACACUGACCCCAAUGGUCAAGCUGUUCUGAUUGUACAAAGAGUUCAAGGCACUCAAGGUGCUGUCAAUGUGCAGUGGAGACUCAAUGCUGAGGCUUUGUUGGAUUUUAUGCCUCCUUUGGAAAACAUUAUUUACUUUGCACAGGGUGAAACUGAAAAACCAAUAGUUCUUCAGACAAGACAAGACAAUAUUUUAGAGGGAAGAGAAGAAUUUACUGCAUCGCUUGUUGCUGUGGAUAACAAUGCAGAUAUUUCUAAUUCAGCUGGAGACUGCAAAAUUAUCAUCCAGCCAGAUCCUGGCGCUAGUGGUACUAUUUCUAUCUUACCUGAUUAUCGGUGGAUCAUUGUAGGGGAGCCUGGAGAAUCUAGCCCUAGCUACACAGGCAUAGCACUGGUUAAUCUUACCAGAGGCCUAGGUAUAUUUGGUGAGGUCACCAUAACUUGGUCACUGACUCCAAGAGAUCUUUCAGCAUUCCUCCAGGUGGAAGGUAGUUUGACAUUCUCUGACCUGCAACAAACAGCAUCAAUAGUCCUUCAAACUUUGGAUGAUAGUUUACCGGAGAUGAGCCAAACAUACACUCUGCAAGUCACCUCAGCCAACAAUGGAGCCAACAUUUCAACAGGGGAGUCUCUGGCCACUGUGGUGUUUGCAGCUAGUGACUAUCCCAAUGGUCUUGUCCAGUUUACUUUACCUCAAACAGUCAUUGUCUCAGAGGAUCAAGGAACAGUGCAGGUAUCUGUAACCAGGACUAAAGGAUUGAUUGGUCAACUUCAAGUAGCCUACACCACGACUCCAGGAAUGGCUGUAAGCAAUCAGGACUUUAGGCCCGCUGCUGGUGUUCUGACCUUUCAGUCUGGUGUUAACACCCAACUAGUUGAGGUUUACAUUAUACCUGAUGACAUUCCUGAAGGUCCUGAAGACUUUUAUAUAAACCUGACCUCAGUUCAGUUGGUCAAUGACAACAAUAACUAUACUUUGUACAGCGGCUUGAGUCGAGAUAUGAGGCCAGCACUUGGUCCCCUGUCAACCAAAAUUGUAACAAUUGAUAAAAAUGAUAAUUCGGAAGGCAAACUGCAAUUUAACAGUAGCACUUACCAAGUAAAAGAAGAGAGUUUAGUGGCUAGACUGACCAUUGUUAGAACUGGUGGAACCUACGGACAGGUGGGUUUGAGCUAUAAAACUCAAGGUGCUGCUGCUACAGAUGGAAUAGAUUACAUGCCUGCUUCAGGAAUCAUAUCACUAAUUGAUGGAACUACCAGUGCAACUAUCAACAUUACAAUUAUAGAUGAUACUUUAAUGGAAGCAGAUGAAGACUUUAAAGUUCUUCUGUUUGAUCCUACCGGUGGGGCUCUGUUAGGCUCAAUAAAUAUAACCACAGUCAUUAUACUCAAGUCUGAUUACCCAAAUGGACGCUUUGCAUUUGCUGGUCCAGCUUCAAUAAACUUACAGAAUUCUCCAAGCACAGUAAAACAAAUCUUGAACAUAGAAAGAACUGCUGGAUCACUAGGACAACAACAAGUUUUCUGGCGUCUCAUGGGCCCUAACAAUCCGAACAUGGUGUUAGAUGAUACAAGAGACAUAAGCAUCUUGAUCAAUGGACAAGAAGUGACCAGCAGUUCUCUGAUCUGGCAGGAUGGUGAACUUGGGGUCAAGCAACUGACCUUUGACAUCAAAGGUUACACCACAUGGGAAGUGGAGAAACUGUUUGUGGUGGAGAUCUACAAAGUUAGUGGAAGUCCAGCAGGUGUUGGAGAUGGUGAAGUAGAUGACCAGAAAGGAAAUGUUGUGAUCAAAAUAGACAAAUAUGGAGACCCAAGUGGAAUAAUUAGAUUUACAGAUGCUGCAAUUACUCCUAGAGAAAUUUUAGAACCUGAUGGUUCUGUACCAGAGCCUCUAGUGUUUCCUGUGACUAGGGGUAGUGUUGGUACCAUUGGAAACAUUCAGGUUUACUGGGAACUAAGAGGCAAUGAUCUCAGCAGCCCGGAUGUGGCACCAUCUCAAGGAACCUUGUUAUUUUUGGAUAGCCAGAGAGAUGGUGUGAUAACUCUUCAGAUUUUACCAGACGACAUUCCAGAACUGACAGAGUAUUUUAAUUUAGUCCUUGUUAGAGUAGAAGGAGGUGCCACAAUUGAUAGCCAGUAUAAUCAGUCCACAUUCAGCAUAAGAUAUAAUGAUAAUCCACAUGGAGUGUUUGGCCUCAUACCUGAAAAUCAAGCUGUUGUUGUGAAUUCUGCUGAUCUUAGCCGACAAGUAAAGUUGAACAUUUCUCGUUUCCAAGGCACAUUUGGAUCAGUUAUAAUUACAUUUACUAUCAUUUAUGACUUGAUAGGAUCAGAUGUGGCAUUGAGCUCUAAGUCAGGAACAGUCACAUUUGUCAAUGGGUCUAGUGAAGCAACAACAUUUAUCUCACUCCUAGGAACUGGCUUCUUAAAACUUGGUUCAACAUUUACUGCUUACCUUACAGAUGUCCAGUUCUUGGGACCAGGAGUGACCACACCACCUAGUUUUAAAGUGGGAAUGGAGAAAGCACAAAUAACAGUUCCAAGUAUAGCAGCUAAUUCAGAAUUGAGCUUCUCAAGUGACAUUACUUUUGUUAAUGAAGCUGAUCAGACUGUGACUGCAACCAUCAUUCGUUCUGGAACUUAUGGUGCCCUGACCAUAGACUGGAGAGCUGGCUACUCUAUAAGUGAUCUGCCAGUCAAUGUUACAAAUGGAGAAAUAAGUCCAGCUGUAGGAACUGUUGCUAUGAAUCAUGGACAGCAACAAGUCAACAUUACUGUUCAGUUGUUUCCUAAAGUGAACAAAAUAGAGGCUUUUGUACUUCAACUACCCCAGACUCCUCAGACAUUAGUGAGUGGUGGGGCUAGGUUGUCCACCUCACCUCUUCUGGUGCGUAUUGAGCCAUCUGGACUUGUCAGGAUCUCAAACACUUCUCUCUUAGCACAAACAUCAGAACUAGAAGAAGUGGUAACCUUGACACUAUGGCGUCUAUAUGGGUCAGAAGGUCUUAUUGCUGUGACUUAUCAAACAAUAGCAGGUACUGCCCAAGCUUAUCUGGACUUUGAACCUAUAUCUGGGGGUCUAGUCAGCUUUUAUCCACUACAAACUGUAGCCACUAUUCAAAUAAAGAUCAGACAAGACAACAUUCCAGAAGAAACUGAACUAUUCUAUGUGAAUCUUACAAAGAUUGAGAAAUUCCCAACACCAAUACAACCAGCUUUAAGUCCAAGACUAUCUCAGAUGUAUUCAUUAAGCCAGGUAUCCAUUAGAGAAAGCAAUGAUCCUUAUGGAGUUCUCUCCCUGAAACCAACCUUCAGUUAUGUGAACGAGACUUUCACAACUGUAACAUUAACAGUGUCUAGAACAGGUGGUCUGUUUGGAAGUGUCAGUGUGACUGUGAGGACUGUAGGAGGUGGGGAGAGCUGGACGUCACAAAUUGUGGCCAAUAUAGACAGUCCAACCAACAAUACUAUAGCUGAUGUCAUUGGUAAACGAAAUAGUAAAGAAACAGCCACAGGGGGAAUGGAUUAUGAAAUUUUGAAUACAGUUGUUCAGUUUCAGGCUCAGGAAUCUGAGAAAACUGUAGGUGUAACCAUACUUGAAGACAACAUAGCGGAACCACAAGAGACUAUCCUUAUAUACAUAACUCAGCCAACUGGAGGUGCCAGAGUAGCCACAGGAUCAUUAGAUGAUAAUGGUCAGAAAGGUUAUGCUGUAAUUUAUAUCGCAGCUAGUGAUUUAAGCAAUGGGCUUGUAGGCUUUGCAGAAUCUUCUCAGAGCGUCCAUGUGGAUGAGGACACAUCACCCAUGUUGGUCCUGAAGCUCACCAGACUCAAUGCUUAUUUUGGAACUAUCAAGGUCAAUUGGAAAGCUAAACGCAGUGUAAACAGCAGCGACCAAGAAGAUGCUGAUCUUUCUUCUCAGCUGGUCAAAGUAGCUGGCUUCACUACAUGUCCAGCAGAAAAAAGUGACUGUGAUCUGAUAGUGAAUAUUAUCAAUGAUGAUAUCCCUGAGGAAAGCUACAGCUUCAUUGUCCUGUUGACUGGUGUUGACACUGAUGCUCAGUUAAAUCAGAACAGUCUGGUAGCCAGUGUCAUCAUUGAUCCAAGUGACUAUGUCCGUGGGCUUGUACAGUUUGCUCAAAAUUCCAGGGAAAUUAUAGCAGGGGAGAAUGAUGUGUCAGUGAAACUAUCUGUAGAGAAAGUCAAAGGUCAAAAGUACAAUGUGACAGUAGCCUUCAACACUGAGCAGAUGCAAACCUCUGUCCUUGUGUAUGGAGUCAAGGUGUAUCCUGCCCUUGACAGGGCAGACUUUCAAGGACAAAGCAACAGUUUAUCUUUCCUAGCAAACACUCAGGAGAGUCAAUAUAUUACCUUAACUCUGAGCCCAGUCACAGCAUCAGAUAACCCAUUACCUAAACAGUUUUAUGUCACUUUAACAUCACCUACUAAUGGUGCCAGUAUUAAUCCCAAUGCAAGCCGAGCUGUGAUCAGGAUUGUAAAAACAUCAGAUGUUGCUAUCUGGACUAUUGUCAGCAAACCAGGAGUUGGGAGUCUUGCUAAUGAUGAUGUUAUCAUUUCUGUUGUUGGACAGUUGAAUGAACUAGCACAGACCAAUUUGAAUAUUGAUAAUUUAAUCUUGGUAGAGGAUGUGCUUAAUAAGAUCAAUCAGCAAGGAAAUCAGAGAAAGUUGCCUACUGAGGUCCUGAAUGCAGUCAGAAAUCUGUUCUGUAAACUUUUAGAUGAUGCCAUCAAUGAUGCUAGAAAAGGUCGAAGCUCACUGGCAGGGCUUUUAGAAAGUUUUGCUUAUGUUCUGAUUAAAGACACUACUUGCCCCCCUUCUUUGGACAGUGAUAUGAUAAGUACACAAUGCUCUGCAGUUACAAUCUCUGCUGGAAGAUGGUUACCAUCAAAGUUAGCUGGCUAUACAUUCAACAUACAGACCAAAGACUCCUUUGUUGUUUCCCAGACCCUGCCAGAGGUGGAUACAGCUGCUGAUGGCACCAGUGAUCAGUGUAUAGAUUUCCAUGUUCUGGAUUACAAUAGUGUCACAUGGUUUGAUACAAGUUCUGGGGAGAACCCUUUGAUCAAUAAGAAGGUUGUAGGUUUUGGGCUCAAAGGUCGACAAUCUGGAGUCAUCACUAGUCCUGUACAAUUUACAGUUCACACACCUGAUCGCAGGAUAGCAGCUAGAGAUGCAAAGUGUGUGUACUUUGAUGAAAGCACCAGAAAGUGGGUCAACCCCAAUGAUGUGUGCCAGGUGAAAAAUGACUUAAGUCAGGCUGUGGAUGACUUUGUGAACUGCGAGUGCAGUCAUAUGUCCAGCUAUUCUGUAACUGCCUCCACCAGAGAUGCAGACAUUGUGGGCUACACUGUGUGGUUCUUUGUUAUUUGUUUCAUUUGCAUGGCUUCAGUUCUGCUAACAGUUAUCUGCCACUGCAUUUGUUUCCGCCAAGCCACAUUCACUGUCAGCAUUCACAUGCAUUUUUUGAUGGCUAUAUUCUUCUUCCAGUUUUGCUUUGUAAUUGAUGCAUUCUUGUCACCUGAUCAAAUUUUGGCUAUCAACACAAGCUCAGAUAACUCCAAAUGUAUCGCCAUGGGUCUGUUUAUACAUUACUUCUUUCUGGCACAGUUUACUUGGAUUGUCACACAGGCAAUAAAUCUUUGGAAAGUUCUUGUUAUGAAUGAUGAACAUACAGACAGACAUUAUGUUGUCUUCUUUAUCAUUGGAUGGGGAGUCCCACUUGUAAUUCUGGCCAUUUUUUAUGCUACCACCUUCAACAUCUACAAGUACCAUACAAGUCUGGCUGUUGAUUUUAUAUAUGGAGAUGUCAACAACAAUGGAGAAAUAUGUUUCCUGACGAAUGGCUUUGCUGCUAUUGGAGGUAUCCUGGCCCCUGUAUUGUUUACUGUAUUGAUGGCUGGGGUUGUGUUGCUUAAGGCCUAUCAGUUGUCUGCUCAGUGGCAAUCCUAUGAUGACCUCUUCUAUGGAAGGCUGAAUGCAAUAGAGAUUCCACUUCUUCUUCUGACCUGGUGUGCAAUGAUUCUGACUUGUCUGUGGCUAGCUUUACACUUGAUCUAUGGCUACCUUUGGAUGAUGGUGUUGUUUUGUAUUUGUAAUUUGAUUUUAGCUAUUCUGGUAUUUGUGCUGUAUGCUGUCAUAAGGAACCCAAUACUUUCAUGUAUUUUUGGUCCAUCAACCACAUCCUACUCAGUCUCAGGGGAUGCUCCAGAGUUGAUGGUAGGAGAAGAGAAGCCUUACAAUCGUACACCUGUAGCUAGCAGUGUGAAGGGAUCCAGAGCCUCACUUUUACUUAACGAUGCGUGGGAAAACAAUACUUCAGCAAGUAGGAACAGAAUGACAGUGAGAAGAGCCUUGCCUUCUCAGGUAUAUAUCAACCCUCCAGUGGCAGUAAUAAGCCCAUCUGCCACCAUUGACAGUGACAGUCCAGAUUUUGAUGAGCUGAUCUAUGCCUUGAAGACAGGGCUAGCACCCAGUGAAUACUCUAGAAGUUUUGAUGAUGACUCCUCACAGUUGUCCUUUAUACUUGACAAAUAUGAAACUAAGCGCAUUGACAUAGCAGACACCCAUGUGUGAUUGAUAUAGCAGACACCCAUGUGUGAUUGAUUGACAUAGCAGACACCCAUGUGUGAUUGUUUGACAUAGCAGACACCCAUGUGUGAAUGAAAGCAGAAGCAGACACCCAUGUGUGAUUGACAGUGGAGAUAAAUGGUUUAUAUACUUACAUUCCAUUAGUUGAAACUUAAAUAUGUCCUAGUUUCUUCAAUGGUCUCUAGAUUAAAAACAUAUCAAUUUUGAUAAUAUAAAGUUAUAGAACAUCUUAUGUGUUAUAUGUUAUUUUUAAACCUUGAUUAUCUCAAUAUUUUUUAUUAAAAUAUGAAAAUAUUAAAACUUGUAUUCUGUGUCAUUGUAUUAAACUGUACUUAAAUUAAAUAGUUGAAAUUUAUGAUGUAACUUAUUUUUACGUUUCAGAUUCAAUUUUCGUAAUAUUUAGCAUUGAAUGUAAUUAGGUUAUUAAUUUUUGCUAAUGGUCAAUUUGAUGAAAAAUUUUGUGCUUAAAUAAUUUUUUUUAUUUUAAAAAGGGUGUGAGUGAUAAAAAAAAAAUUACUGGAUUUAAAUUUUACAAAAUCUCUUAUCAACUAACAUCACUAAAUUUUAGGAUUUAAAAAAAAACUGAAAUUUCAAGUCAAACUUUGAAUCAGAAAUAUGAUGUUUUUUAACAAGACAAAGCCUAUUUAGCUGGCCAGCAUAAUACUAUCUGUAUGAAACCUGAGGAAUAUUUUUGCCUUGAUAUAAACAUUUUCUCUUUCUGUCUUGAUAUAACAUGUAUCUAUUUAUUUGCAGAUAUUUGAUCUCAGUUUUUGUAGAUAAAUAUUGUUUUUACUUGGUGGAUAUUAUUAUAAACUUUAGAAUCAUAUGUGUAUCUUAAAAUGGAAUUCUUUAAUAUUUUGAUGUAUUCAGUCAGUAAUCUCAUAAUGAAUCUUAUUUAUAUUGAAAGUUUAAUAAGUUGUUGUUUUUUUGCCCCUAUCAAAGAAAAAUUUUAGAAACUUUAAACCAAAUCAAGCUUUAGGCCAGAUUGGCAUUCAAGCUAAGAUGCUCAAAGAACUAAGAAAUGAACAAUCAUCAGAAUUUGUGACCUAGUUAUAAUUCAUGAAAAGCUAUUUGAGAAAUUAGAAACAGAAGUGUUACCAAAGAAAGUCACAAAGCUUUGAAACCUUGUUUGCUUAUUUCAUAUAACUAGUUUAUUUCUUUAUCACAAUGCAUGUUGGUA
This is a messenger RNA of Biomphalaria glabrata, 20330 nucleotides long. RefSeq names its product adhesion G-protein coupled receptor V1-like. Bases 374 to 19135 code for a protein of 6253 amino acids. Gene Ontology annotation, biological process: cell surface receptor signaling pathway; G protein-coupled receptor signaling pathway; cell communication. The transcript has 110 exons. Gene Ontology annotation, cellular component: membrane. Lineage: Eukaryota; Metazoa; Mollusca; Gastropoda; Planorbidae. The record is from RefSeq and is a predicted model, not a curated record. Gene Ontology annotation, molecular function: G protein-coupled receptor activity.